AUGGGACUCACCUCAAUUAGGACCAACGGGGACGACAUCGAAAUUAUUGAUCAACUCCUCUUACCCCAUUCCGAAGUUUGGGUCAAAAUCGAAAGCCCAGAGGAUGCCUACGAUGCGAUCAAGAAAAUGAAGAUCAGAGGUGCACCCGCCAUUGCGAGUCUUGCUGCACUUUCAGUGGCCUCCUAUUUGUCCCGAGCGUCGAGGGCGAACCCUGUGCCCGACUACCUUGACUCUCUGAGCUCACUCCAAGAGCAUCUGAGUGUUAUCUUGAGUCAUCUGUAUUCAUCCCGUCCCACGGCCGUCAACCUGGGCGCGGCCGUUAAGCGGCUGAACAACGUUCUGAAACUGGCAGUCGAAGAGAACUUGUCUGUCGAUGAUACAGUUCAGGGUCUGAUCUCAGAAGCAAGAGCGGUGGCUGAUGAGGAUGUUGGGAGGAACAAGACAAUGUCACGUCUGGGUGCCGACUGGAUCCUUCGACAAGCAGAAGAGAAGGGUGUCAAUCUGACCAAUGGGAUCAAUGUGCUCACAGUGUGUAACACUGGAAGCCUGGCGACGUCGGUACGUCUCGGAGCAAUCCGGAGCUCACAUGAGAGGCGACCCGUCAUCAUCCACUAA
Messenger RNA from Acaulospora colombiana, 615 nucleotides. The record is from the annotation of a GenBank genome assembly. NCBI's taxonomy places the organism in Eukaryota, Fungi, Glomeromycota, Glomeromycetes, Diversisporales, Acaulosporaceae.